Limanda limanda (common dab) is the source of this 1073-nucleotide messenger RNA. It is a transcript of the gene nrsn1l, whose product is annotated as neurensin 1-like. Gene Ontology annotation, cellular component: neuron projection; neuronal cell body; transport vesicle. The transcript has 3 exons. The coding region runs from base 1 to 621 and encodes 206 amino acids. Gene Ontology annotation, biological process: nervous system development. The record is from RefSeq and is a predicted model, not a curated record. Lineage: Eukaryota; Metazoa; Chordata; Actinopteri; Pleuronectiformes; Pleuronectidae.
AUGGCGUCGUGCUCCGAGGCCUGUGUCCCGGGAGGAGACUCCUCUGGGAGUGAGACGGGUUCUAGCUGUCUCCAGUUUGGGGUUCGUUCCUAUCUGCACCACUUCUACGAGGGGUGCUCAUCCUCCAUGUGGGAGAGAGACCCUGAGGAUCGGGGGUUCGUCCAGAGCCAGAGGUCAGCCCUGUGGUGGAACUCAGCAGUCUGGAAGGUGUCCUUGGCCCUGGGCCUCCUGAUCCUGACUGCAGGCGUCACCAGCCUGUCAGUCGGCUCCUUCACUCCCCAUAAAAUCGAGUCGUUCGGCGAGGGGGACCUGGUCUUUGUCGACACCCAAGCCAUCAGCUUCAACAGGGGGCUGCACCUCAGCGCUGCGGCCGGCAUCGGGCUCUCCUGCCUGGGCUCGGCCCUGCUGGUGAUGGGGGUUGUUGUUUGGAUCCUGCCGAGGGCCAACUUGAAAGAGAGGCUGUUCCACAGACCGGGGGAGGGGGAAGGGAGAGGAGAGCUGCGGUCCAAGUGGAGGGGAUUUAGGGAUCCGGGGGAUGUGGUCACUAAGCCACCAGGUACCGAAGAGGGGAAGAUACCUGUCACACUGUCAAAAGUGGAAAAUGUGCAGCCCACUUCUUAAAAAGAUCCCUGCCGAGCAACAUGGCUCCAGGCUUUUGUUGUAGUCCAGGGGGCCUCAUUUACAAGAUCUUAUGCUGGUUUGUUUUUCAUCUAUUUUGAAGGUAAAAUAUGUAAUUUUAUCAAACAAAUGGAGGUCAUUUGGAUACCUGGAAAUUAGCCUCAAACAAGAUGUAGAUGAAAUACUUCAAAAAACCUAUCAGGCUUCAAAAGCACAGCUUGAUCAGAGAUUUUUAUUGUCGAAACAAACCCAAAUUAAAACAUAUAAAUGAGGCACCAAGACUUCAACCGGAGACCGUGUGGCUCUCUUGUAUUGUAGCUGUUGACUUUGUGCAGUGCAGUGCAAUAGUCUUGUAUUUAAAAAGAGUACUGUACAGUGACUAAUGUCCGCCUAGACACUGAGAGAGAGCAGGGUACUAAUGACUAAUGGUAGAAAACUCUAUUUUUACCCUUUAA